CGCAGGUCUGACGUACUUUCUACGCGGAGACUAACCUCGGCUUCGGGACGUGGAGACUACGAGACAUGCGACUCGCUCUUAUCGCCUUCCUCCCCCGGACUCCCCCCAAGCACACUAACUCGGCCGGGCAGUAGGUUCUGGAACCACCACUCUUCCUCGGACAUCUCCUCUUCUUCCCUUUUCCUCUCCCAUCCAUUCUUCUUCCCCCCCAGGAUCACUCUUCUGUGAUAGUUCAGCUUGCCUACCUACCACACACUCUCUCACACCCACACACACACACACCGCUCUCCUGUCUUUCUGUCCGCUCGUGAGGCCCUAUCGCUGUAUUUCGCCACCGUUUGAUUCCUGAGGGCUAUUCAAGAUGGGAUCCAACAGUGGUAGAGCCACCAAGCUUCCUCUGGUGCCUCUAGCCAAAGGCUCCGUUUUACUUCCUGGUGUUACUCUACGCAUCCCGGUCUCGAACCGUCCUGAUCUCACCAAUCUGUUGUCUUCUCUGGUGGACCGACCUUCGAAGCGUGACGGCAAUUCGAUCACCUUCGGAUGUAUUCCCUUGGUUUCGCCAUUUCUCAGCCGCGAUGGACAACAACUUCUAGAGGGUGAAGAGUCCGAAGAUGAUCGAAAGGAGGAUUACGAUUCGAUCGACGCCGGCCAGGCACGCAAGGAUGACCUUUUCCGUUACGGUACGGUUGGCAAAGUGAUCGGGGUUCAGCGCCGGGCAUAUGCCGAGCCAUUCCUUCUGGUCCAAGGCUCCCAGCGAUUCACUGUGAAGAAGGUCUUGAAAGAUCGCCCAUUCUUUGAGGCGGAGGUGUAUCUCCAUGAUGAGAGCACCUCAUCCAUUCUCGGCGAUCCUGAAGCCGCUGAAUUAUUCCAACAAUUGCGACAGCUCUCUCGUGAGCUUCUUACCCUGCUGCGUCUAUCCUCACUACUCUCCGCCGCCUCUACUCGCCUAUCGCCACUCGUGGCACGAAAGUUUGAACUUUACAUUUCCAAGUCGGAAUUAGGCCAGGCAGGAAAACUCGCCGACUUUAUGGCCGACGUAUCUGAUGCAAGUUUUGAAGAGAAGUUGCGGAUAUUGGCCUCAUUCGAUGUGAAGGUGCGAUUGGAGCGCGUGGUGGAGAUACUGACUCGCCAAGCUCAGCAUAUUAAGAGUAGCGUGAAGGUGACAUCUAUUACCACAACGUCCUUUCCCCCUAACUCGAAUGUUGAUAUUAGUCAGAUCGAUCCACGGGAGCGCGAGAUUUUGGCAAGACGUGCGAUGCAGGGAUUGUCAGGUCUCACGCCACCUGGACCGACUGGCGGCCGUGGUAAUGACAGUGAAGAGAAAGAACCGAAUGAGAUUGAUGAGUUGGCUCAAAAGCUCAAGGAUGCGCAGCUCAGUCCAGAAGCUCAGAAGGUUGCGGACAAAGAACUUAAGCGCCUGCGCAAGAUGAACCCGGCCAACGCCGAAUUCGGGGUCUGCCGUACAUACUUGGAGAACCUGGCUGAGAUCCCAUGGACCAAAGUCACCGAAGACCAGCUUGGCCCCGAGACACUUCAAAGGGCUCGCAAGCAGCUCGAUGAAGAUCACUACGGCCUGGAGCGGAUCAAGAAGAGACUGUUGGAGUACCUCGCUGUGCUUCGAUUGAAGCAGAACACCAACGUGGACGUGGAGCGACAAAUCACUGGGCUCACCAAGGACCUGGAUGCGGCAUCCCACGGAGACCUAGAGAACGAGGUUCCUUUGAUCUCGGAGGCUGAUCGGGUCGCGCUUGAAGCUCGCCUGGAGAUCUUGAAGUCUAAGCGCACGACCGACAAGUCUCCCAUCCUGCUCCUCGUCGGUCCCCCGGGGACUGGCAAGACCAGCUUGGCAAGGUCUGUCGCUGCGUCGCUUGGCCGCAAGUUCCACCGGAUCUCUCUUGGUGGUGUUCGUGACGAAGCCGAGAUUCGCGGUCACCGGAGGACUUAUGUUGCUGCUAUGCCCGGUCUCAUUGUCAAUGGCUUGAAGAAGGUUGGUGUCGCCAAUCCGGUGUUCUUGCUCGACGAGAUCGACAAGAUUGGUGGCGCCAACUUCCAGGGCGAUCCUUCUGCAGCCAUGCUUGAGGUCUUGGACCCCGAACAGAACCACACCUUUACUGAUCACUACAUCAAUAUCCCCAUCGAUCUGAGCAAGGUUCUCUUCCUCGCCACUGCCAAUUCGUUGGAUACUAUUCCGGCGCCUCUGCUCGACCGUAUGGAGACCAUCUCGCUCUCAGGGUACACUACUGUCGAGAAGCGGCACAUCGCUAAGCGCCACCUGAUUCCCAAGCAGGUCCGUGCCAAUGGCUUGUCCGAUGAUCAGAUCAAUUUGUCCGACGAGGUCAUUGACAAGACCAUCACGUCGUACACUCGUGAGUCGGGUGUGCGUAACCUGGAGCGUGAGCUUGGCUCGAUCUGCCGCCACAAGGCUGUUCAGUUUGCUGAUGCCGGUGACACUGAUCGUCUGGGAGAGUAUAAUCCGACCGUAACCCUGGAAGAUUUGGAGGAAAUUCUAGGCAUCGAGCGUUUCGAGGAGGAGAUUGCUGAGAAGCACGGCCGUCCUGGUGUGGUCACCGGCCUGGUUGCCUACUCCAGCGGUGGCCAGGGCAGCAUCCUUUUCAUCGAGGUGGCUGAUAUGCCUGGUAACGGGCGCGUCCAGCUCACCGGUAAGCUCGGCGAUGUCCUUAAGGAAUCCGUGGAGGUGGCUCUCACCUGGGUGAAGGCCCACUCGUUCGAAUUGGGUCUCACUCACGAUCCCAACGAGGAUAUCAUGAAGAGCCGUAGCCUGCACGUCCACUGCCCGUCUGGUGCCAUCCCCAAGGAUGGUCCUUCGGCCGGUCUAGCUCACACCGUUGCGCUCAUCUCGUUGUUCACCAACAAGGCUGUGCCACCGCAGAUUGCCAUGACUGGCGAGAUCUCGCUGCGGGGUCGCGUGAUGCCCGUUGGUGGUAUCAAGGAGAAGCUCAUCGGUGCUCUGCGUGCAGGCGUGAAGACUGUGCUGCUACCCUACCCCAACCGAAAGGAUGUCAAGGAUGUCCCUCGGGAGGUGAGCGAGGGCCUGGAGAUCAUCUAUGUCCAACACAUUUGGGAAGCUCUUCGCCACAUCUGGCCAGAUGCGCAUUGGCCUGGCCAGCACCAGAUGAAUUUUGUCGAAAGUCGCCUGUAGACCCCUUGGCCUUGAGACAAAGUUCACCAUGCCGGGCCUCCCAGAUCUCUUGUUGUUUCCGUCACCGUUCUUCCAGCCCCUCUCACUUCCGGUCGUUUUUGCAUAGCGUGGUUGACCUUUGUAGCCACCGUUGACUGUAAUUAAUUUUUGUGGCUUUGCGAUGCUACUAUGUUGUCAGGUUUUCUCAUGUCUAUAUCUAUCCAUUCAAUUAUCUGUUCAGAUACGCAAAAAUACGACAACGUAACUAUUGUUUGCAUAAUCUGAAAUACGAUCGAAAUUGCCUGGUAGAAAACAAAAUAACGGGCUCAAAUAUUGAGACCAAUAGAAUGCGACCUCAAGAUGAUAUAAUACAAGAUGUGCCCCAUGAAAGCGUAUGGAAAAAAUACAGAAACACCCAUUUUCAAAUGGAACAGAGCCAAACCCCCAAUCUCCAAGGCCCCAAUGACUACUUUGCCAUCCACUUCGGCGCAGCGGAACUCUUCCCUGUCCUGGCGAACUCCUUGUGCGCAAAGUCCCAGCCCAACACCUUUGAAGAUGGCCGCCACUCCGCGGGAUUCUUCUUAAUAUCCUUAGCCUGCUCCUCGAAGGCCUUCCGCAGAUCGCUAUCAGGCUCCUCGGCCUUGUGAGGUCGAUCCUGCAUCUGCUUUUGCAUCUUCUUCUGCCAUUUUUCGCUGGCGUCCCAGGAGCUCUUCUCCCAUCUAUUUGAGAUAAAGAAAGCAGGUUAGCAAUUGAGCUCGAUACCCAUGACCGCGUGUGCAAGUUGACACCAUGCCGAUCAUGCACACAGCAAAAAAAGAGAUACAAGAAUGAAACACGUACGGGCUGAGAUCCUUGGGCUCCUCCGGGUAGACGAAUGGCUCGCGCAGUUCCACGGUCAUCCGCUUCUGCGCCUGCGGUCGCCGCCAUGCACCAACGUUACGUCCAUCCCGCGUCAUCCGGGUGAUGGGCUGUUGCUCAAUGUAGCUGCGGACGCUGACUACGCCAACGCCAUACAGGUUCUGGAGAUAGUCGCGCAGAUCGAGCUUGUUGAAGUUGAGGGGGACGCGGAAUUGGGCAUAGCGGGGAGAGAGGAAGGGUGUUCGGACGAGGGCGAUGACGAACUCAGGUCUGUAGAUUAUAGGUGUUAGCAUUGGGGGGAUUUGGGGCUAAGAGACGAAUGGCGGAGUCGCAAAUUUGACAAUGCUGGCAUGAGGCCCUCGGAGAUCUGAAAUUUGAUGCGCGGCUUUGGGGGGGGCAGGUCGGGAUGGGAAUGAACGUACAGGAAGACCUGUUUCCGUUGCGAAGACGGCACGAAGGCGUUCUUCGCCGCCUUGGGGAUUGCGACUGCUCUGCGCACCAUUGUGUGGAUGUGAGGAUGUGGAUGUGGAUGUGGACGGUGUCGGAGCACUGGAGGAGUAUCUUUUGCGGAUGUCCAAACUGCGCGAAUGGCCGCCCC
Messenger RNA from Penicillium brasilianum, 4595 nucleotides. The record is from the annotation of a GenBank genome assembly. NCBI's taxonomy places the organism in Eukaryota, Fungi, Ascomycota, Eurotiomycetes, Eurotiales, Aspergillaceae.